AUGUUACGUUCCCUAACGCUUGUUGGAGCUGCAGCACUCUUCUUUAAAUUGGAUGCCGAUGCAGCCGCUACGGACAGUCCAGUGGUGCAGGCUGGGAUGGUGGUCGGGCAGCUCCGGGUAGCCCCCGCGAGCGGCCGAAACGCAUUAAUCGGCAUUGGGAAUGACGUAGAUCAGUUCCAAAUGGGUAUUGACAGCUCUGGCAGUUUCAUCAUUGCAAGUCCAAGAUCAACCAUACUUAGUGUUGACGAUGAAGACACUAUGCACAUCCAUGCUAACCUUUCCACGAGCUCUCUUGAUUUGCAAGGGCCACUAACAGUCCGCGGAGUUCCCCAGUUCCGCACGACGCAUCGUGAAGACUUCACUUCAGGGAGUGCCGAGGGAUGGGAUAACCCAGCGUCUCAUGAAAUUGUUUCGUCGUGCGCUGGCAUAUCCAUGCUCGGAGGUUAUGGGAAGUUUGCAAAGGGAGAAAUAAGCAAGGUUUUUAAGCAAUUACCGCCCCAUAACGAGCUGCGUGUCAAAGCCGUAUUCCACUUCAUUGAUGCAUGGGUCGGAGAGACAGGCUUUAUGCGCCUAGACACGGGGGCGGAUGGGGGUCUCGCAUACGCAUGGACUGAACGACACUCUCAAGACUUUGAGCAGAAUGCAGUCAACGCUUGUGGCGGACCCGUUGGGGAGGGCAAGUUCUCCACGCCCAUAGAAGUCGUUGUUCCACAUGACAAGGAUUCUGUGACAGUUUCUUUUGGGAGCACGAUUGAAACGGACGACCCCUUCGAUCAGAGCUGGGGAGUUUCUGCCAUUGAAAUUGCUGUUCGCUAG
This is a messenger RNA of Cyclospora cayetanensis, 816 nucleotides long. RefSeq lists its product as uncharacterized. The record is from RefSeq and is a predicted model, not a curated record. The coding region runs from base 1 to 816 and encodes 271 amino acids. Lineage: Eukaryota; Apicomplexa; Conoidasida; Eucoccidiorida; Eimeriidae. The transcript is spliced from 10 exons.